AUGUUGUUGAAUAUUGCGGCUAAAGAUGUGGUUCUCUUGACUUUAUAUUUCGGUCAUCAGUUCAACAUCCCCUCAUUUUGGUUCAAAGCCGUGGUGGUGGGAAUUGGACUAGUGUUGCUCUUCACAGUCACCGCUAUCAUUACAUCGCUGGCAAGAGCCAUCUUCCUCCCUCGCCAACUGGUAUCAUUAUCCGAUAAGAAGCAGGAAGUCCUGGGCAAGCCUCUUCUGUUCCCGGUGAAAUUCAACCAUACCCGCUUCAUACCUGUGAAAGAUAAAUUCCUCAACCGAUUUCUUGUUGUGGGGAUUCCAGUUGGCCUUCGGUGUCGCAUUGGUAAUUUAUUGGCCGUGGAUGACAAGUCUCUUGACGUGACUCCGCCACCAGGAGCUACUGGAUGGUCUUGGAAGCGGACAUUUUCCCACUUCAGCUGUUGGUUCACUUUUGACUCAGCGCGGUUCCUGCAUAGAGGAGAUCAUGGUGUGGAUCUGCGAGAAAAACUGGACAGUUUUCUUCAAUCCCAGAAUGAGGACCCUAAACAGUGGCCAUAUGCAUACCUACUAAGUGUGCCCCAGUUCUUAGGAUGGUCUAGAAGUGUCGUGAGUUGGUGGUACCUAUACAAUAAAGACCGAGAACUUGACACGGUCAUUCUCGAAAUCAACAACUCUUACUGGGAAAAACGAAAUGUUUUCUUGAGAGUUAACCCGACCUGCGAUGAGCCACUCAGCCCUCCAGAGGCCUCGAAGUUGAUCAAAUACCUCGAUCAUCGGCAGCUAGUGCAAUCCCUGAAAUCAGCUCCCCGAGCCAACUUUUACAAAGGCAUCUGGAGCAAAUAUAUUUUUGCAUCUCCCUUUGAAAAAGUGGAUGGGCUGGUGUCCAAUCGAAUGAUGGAUCCUUUGCAACCAGCCGCCUGGAAACCAAACACAUCAUUUUCGAACAUGACGACAAUGGAAGAGUCUGGUGAAGUCCGCAUGGCAACUCGAUUGACAUGUGAUGGCCCACCAAUCGAUCCAACCAAGAUGAGCUCCUUGGACGUGGCAAGGUUCGUCUUCCAGUGGACCAUCCCGGGUAUGCUUACUACCCCGGAGAUCAUUAUUAAGGCUUUAAAAAUCAAGUUCAAGGGAAUGAUGAAGAUGAACUCCAAGCCUCCGGUUCGGAGCGGUAGUGUUGGCCGUGCAGUCACACCGUUAGAAAUAAAACUCGAGCCCUUUUUCCGCUCGUAUCUUGCUAGAUGUGUUGAGGCUUUCCCCAAGCCCGUCAAGCUCACAUACCUCCCAUGCCGGUCUUUUACGAACGACGUUGUUCGCAUGCGAUCCUCUUCAUAUCAAGACAACUCCUCUGAUACCAUAACUCUUACUGUUGAGCCAGUCGACCCACAAUUCUAUGCCAGAUUGAUCAAUUACCCCGAUAUGAUGACAGCACUCGCGCAUGAAACCAGACCUACUGGACUUGCCGCUGAUCCAACAUCUCAGCGCCUCAUAGUGUCAGACUCCGCACUUCUUGACUCAAUUGUUCAUUCGGCAUCACGCAAAUUACUGGAUCAUCCGUCAAAUGGCUCACAUACUAUCUCAAGUUGGAGGAUGCGACUGGUCCUCUUUUGGUGUCGUGGCCAUUCAGCUUCCACCUUCAUGGAUCGCUUUGCUCUGUUUUCUUCGACCCAAAAAUCUCGAGCAACCUAUGUCUCCUGCCUCCUACAACUAUCAAGCGCACAGAGGCUAGCAUUUGGCUCUCAAGGUCUUCUUGAUUAUUAUACUCUCUUUGCUUCAUUUGUCACUGGAUGGGCCAUCUUGGAAGGUCUAUCGAUGUUGAACUUCCAGUUCCUGUCAAUGGAAGUAGACCUAAGUUGGAUCCUUCUCAUUGAUUGCGUCGGAUACUUCCUUGUUAUGAGGAUUUUUGGGCUGGUGAAGGGCUGGUUACUUCGGUGA
This is a messenger RNA of Penicillium pulvis, 1920 nucleotides long. RefSeq lists its product as uncharacterized. The record is from RefSeq and is a predicted model, not a curated record. NCBI's taxonomy places the organism in Eukaryota, Fungi, Ascomycota, Eurotiomycetes, Eurotiales, Aspergillaceae. The transcript is spliced from 3 exons. Bases 1 to 1920 code for a protein of 639 amino acids.